AGCGUCGCGACCCCGCUCAGUCAGUGUCGCCGCCGCGGAGACACACGGGGAGGACGUCCGCGCGGCACGGUCCGCGCGCCGGCUGCUCCGACACCAUGGUUCACACGCGCCAAUUGACGGUGUUGCUGCUGGCCUCAAUACUGGCACCCCCCGCCGCCGGGCAGGCCAUGAUGGCUCUGGCGCUGGCCAGCAGAGCCGCGCUCGCCGGAAUGCUCUACUCGUCCAUGAUGGGAAGGCCGUCGUUCAUCGGCGGAGGAAAGGGAAAAGGCCACAAAGGUCAUAAAGGUGAGGUUCUCCAGCAGGACAUACCGCGUGCCGAGCCCGCUACUCAGAUCCUCCGCUUCAAAAAGUACAAGUUCAAGAAGCCGAAGCCGAUAGUGAUCCGGCACCAUCUCUGGCCGCGUCCCGAGGAGUACCACGAGUACGGGGAGGACAUGUACUCCCACCACAAGGAGGACUACGGAAUGUCCGGCCACCUGGACUCGGGGGAUGACCAUGGUUACGGACACACAGCCGAGUACGGCUUCCCCAACAAGGACAUCGAGGAGAACAAACACCAUUACUCGUACGGACAAUACGGAGUGUUUAGGUCUUUGGAGGAGAGCAUCAAAGCCUCCAGUCCACUGAACAAGAAUAAAUACCAGUUCCCGGAAAUCCUGGGACAACAUAAGAAGGGUCACAAGCACGGGUACAAGGGCGGCCCGCCGCCGGGCCCCCCGGGGGCGCUCGUCGUCCGGCCGCCGCCGGCGCCGGCUCCCGGCCCGGUGACGGUGACCGUGGUCCGACCCCGGCCGACAGUCACCGUGGUGGGGCCGCGGCCGCCCACCGUCCUGCCACCGGCGCCGCCAACCGUCACCGUGCGGCCGCCCACCGUCACUGUGCGGCCUCCGGCGCCGCCGCCCACAGCCACCGUCCUGCCGACAGUCACCGUCCGACCGCCCAUCGUCACCGUUACCGCCACCCUGCCGGGACCGGCCCCGCCGCCGGGCCCGCCGCCGGGCGUGGUGACACCGCUGCCCCGGCCGCCACCGGUCCGUCCCCCCGCGCCGCCCACCACCCGUCCUCCGGUACCCGGCCCCGCCCCACCGACCCCCCGUCCCCCGGUCCCUGGACCCGCACCGCCCACGCCCCGCCCCCCGGUCCCUGCCCCGGUCCCACCGACCGUGGCGCCGCCGGUGCCCCGUCCCCCGGUGGUCCGCCCUCCGGCGCCGCCUCCGUUGGGCACGGCGCGGCAGGUGACCUUCCCGGUGACCACCCGGCUCUCGGACCCGGUGCAGGUCACCGGUCGGACGCCGGACUCGGACUCCGGAGCGGUCCCCGCGGACGAGGAGGAGGCGGAGGAGGCGCGGCGACCGGUGCCGCUGGGCGCGCCGCUCGUCUCUCUGGCCGAGUACACCUCACAGGCCGAGCUGGACGGACCGCUGGAGGGCGGCGGGCUGCGGCUGGAGCGCGACCCGGUGACGGGCCGAGCGCCGGGCCUGCAGCUGUUCCCGGGCACCGAGCCGCCGCAGGUGUACUCCCGACUGGAGGAGCGCCGCCGAGCCGACCACGCCCACACCGUAGUCUACGUCCACUCGGGGGAGGGCCAGGACUGGUCCCCGGCGGGGGAGCAGCGGUGGUCCCCGGCGGGGGAGGAGGAGCAGAGCUGGGCCCCCGCGGAACAGGAACAGAGAUGGUCUCAGGCAGAUGGUGAGCCGGUCAUAGGUCGCUCGCUGACGGCGCGGCAAACCUCAGAGCGCCGGUCAGAGAGGCAAUACCGGACGGAGGAGUCGGAGCCUCAGCACACAGAGUACCAGACAGACGAGACACAGGCUCAGCACACAGAGUACCAGACAGACGAGACACAGCCUCAGCACACAGAGUACCAAACAGACGAGACACAGGCUCAGUACACCGAGUACCGUCCUGAAGAGACGCAGUCUCAGUACACCGAGUACCGUCCUGAAGAGACACAGCCUCAGUACCGCGAGUACCGUCCUGAAGAGACGCAGUCUCAGUACACCGAGUACCGUCCUGAAGAGACACAGCCUCAGUACCGCGAUUACCGUCCUGAAGAGACGCAGCCUCAGUACACCGAGUACCGUCCUGAAGAGACGCAGUCUCAGUACGCAGAGUACCAGACGGAGAGGCAGCAGCGCGCGUUGUACCGGGCAGAAGACGGCACGGUGUACGUCUUCUCGUCAGACGACAGCGCGGAAAAUCAGAAGGAAAAACAAGAGGAGGAUCGAGAGGAGACGGAGCGGGAGAGGCCUGCCGAGUACGAGCAGCGGUACCAGGUGGUGCGGCAGCGGGUACCCGCAGAGGACCGACAGGAGUACCAGGUGGUACAGCAGCAGGCGAGCGCAGAGUACCAGUAUGAGGUGCAGCAGCCAGCACCCAGCCAGUACCAGGUGGUGCAGCAGCCAGCAACCAGUCAGUACCAGGUGGUGCAGCAGCCAGCAACCAGUCAGUACCGUGCGGUGCAGCAGCCAGUAGCCGGUCAGUACCAGGUGGUGCAGCAGCAAACGCAGCAGCAGCAGACAUCUCCCCAGUACCGACAGUAUCUGGUCCGGGACCGGGCGUCCGGCCAGUACCAACUGCAGUACCAGCAGCCGCAGGGACCGGUACCUGCCCAGUACCAGACGCAGUACCGCGCGGUACAGCCGGCGGCCCAGUACCAGCCGGUACAGUACGUCACAGUACAGGCCAGGUCUAUACAAAAGUAA
This is a messenger RNA of Amphibalanus amphitrite, 2705 nucleotides long. RefSeq names its product E1A-binding protein p400-like. NCBI's taxonomy places the organism in Eukaryota, Metazoa, Arthropoda, Thecostraca, Balanomorpha, Balanidae. The record is from RefSeq and is a predicted model, not a curated record. The transcript is spliced from 3 exons. Bases 96 to 2705 code for a protein of 869 amino acids.